This is a messenger RNA of Paramacrobiotus metropolitanus, 2508 nucleotides long. Its product is annotated as cyclic nucleotide-gated cation channel alpha-3-like. Gene Ontology annotation, cellular component: intracellular cyclic nucleotide activated cation channel complex; plasma membrane. NCBI's taxonomy places the organism in Eukaryota, Metazoa, Tardigrada, Eutardigrada, Parachela, Macrobiotidae. The record is from RefSeq and is a predicted model, not a curated record. Gene Ontology annotation, biological process: monoatomic cation transmembrane transport; potassium ion transport. Bases 1 to 2190 code for a protein of 729 amino acids. The transcript is spliced from 10 exons. Gene Ontology annotation, molecular function: cGMP binding; intracellularly cAMP-activated cation channel activity; protein-containing complex binding.
AUGGUGUUACAAAUUGAAAUGGUUGCUUGCUUGUCGUCGCCUCUCCGUGGUUAUCCCAAUGACAAACCUACCACAAGCAAAAGCCUUCCAAAUGGCACGCAAAAAAACGGGACUGGAGAGAAAUCUGCGGCUCCACCCCCGGCAACCCGAGCCGCGCACGAUCCGGUGCAUGUGGAAGAUCCGCUAUCCCAGGAUGUCAUACCACAGAGCAUUAUUGGCCGCAUUCUUCGUCUAAUUCGCCACCGCGCACGAUGGUUCCGGCGCCAAUUUACCGGCGAAGAAGAUCCGGACGAAGAGAAGAACAGCGCCCCGCCUCCUCCACCGGUACUCAACCGCGAUCCGAAAACUGAUCCCAAUUUCCGGAUUUGGGGAUUCAGAUUCCGUCCCGAGUGGGUUAUCGAUCCAUCCAGUAACGCGUACUACCGUUGGUUGGCGAUUCUUUCCAUUGCCAUCAUCUACAAUAUUGUGAUAAUUCUUCCGCGUACCGUUUUCGAUGAGUUACAGCGUGACUACAUGGUUGUUUGGUUCGUUUUCGACUACAUCAGCGAUUUUAUGUAUUUGGUGGAUAUGGUGGUGCAUGUUUUAACGGGUCAUCUGGAACAGGGUUUACUAGUGCGAGAACCAAGAAAACUGAUACGCGCUUACGUAAAAAGCUUCACUUCCAAGAUGGACCUGGCCAGUAUACUUCCGACGGAUCUCGCAUUUAUAUACACCGGACUGGCCGCCCCUUAUCCAAUAGUGCGCGUCAAUCGAGUACUGCGCAUUGGCCGGUUAUCGGAAUUCACUUACCGCACGGAAACCCGAACAAAUUUCCCUAAUGCGUUCCGCAUCGGCAAUUUGAUUUUAACCAUCAUCGUCAUUAUUCACCUGAACGGUUGCGUGUAUUAUGCCAUCAGUAAAGGGAUUGGAUUAGCGUCCGAUGCAUGGGUGUAUCCAGGUGCCGCCUACUGGCGGAUAAACAAACUGCCAGAAAUUCAACCCCACAUGAACGGACUCACUCAUUCAACGACCCUACCGCCUGUGGAAAACUGCUGCGGCAGCAAUAACAGUACUAAUAUUACGAAGCCGGUAACCAAUGAUGAUGAUCCAUUGAUUCAGAAGUACGUCUGGAGUUUUUAUUGGUCUACACUGACACUGACCACCAUCGGGGAAGUACCAGGACCGGUUCGGGAAGGGGAGUAUGUCUUCGUUAUCAUAGACUUUUUGAUUGGGGUCUUGAUCUUCGCCACCAUCGUCGGUAAUGUCGGCAGCAUGAUCAGUAACAUGAAUGCGUCGCGGGUCGAGUUUCAGAAUCGCAUGGACGGCGUGAAGCAGUACAUGGAGUUCCGUAAAGUCGGCAAAGAGCUUGAAAACCGGGUGAUAAAAUGGUUUGAUUACUUGUGGUCCAACAAGCAGUCUUUGGAUGAAGAAUCGGUUUUGUCGUCACUGCCGGAUAAACUGAAAGCGGAAAUAGCCAUGCAUGUUCAUCUGGACACACUGAAAAGAGUCAGCAUCUUCCAAGAUGUGGAACCCGGUCUUCUUGUUGAGCUGGUUCUCAAACUAAAGCUGCAGGUGUUUUCUCCGGGGGAUUACAUCUGUAGAAAGGGUGACAUCGGGAAGGAAAUGUACAUAGUCAAGCGCGGCCGUCUGAGCGUAGUAGCUGACGACGGUGUAACUAUUUUCGUCACACUAAGCGACGGAAGUGUCUUCGGUGAGAUUUCUAUUCUGAACAUCGUGGGAAACAAAACCGGCAAUCGCCGCACCGCCAACGUCCGCAGCAUUGGAUAUUCCGAUUUGUUUUGCCUGUCGAAAGACGACCUUUGGGAUGCACUAACAGAAUAUCCGGAAGCUAAAAAGAAACUCAUUGAACGGGGUCGACAGAUUCUCAUGAAAGACGGCUUGCUGGAUGAAGAGGCGGUGAGGGAAGCGGAGAAGCGGCAGCAGAAUGUCGUCGACAAAGUUGACCGUCUCGAGGUCGAUGUAGACAAUGUGCAAACCAGGUUUGCUCGCCUUCUUGCCGAAUAUUCUAGUUCGCAACAGAAGCUCAAGCAACGAAUAACGAAACUGGAAGAUAAUCUCCAACGGCGUCGAAUAAGAGCCAAGACGCUUCCCGCAUCCGAAGUGGAUAUUUCCAGCCGUCCGCCGCUCAUGCAUCAGAAGUCUGUCGACGACCAAACAGAGCAGUCCGAUGACCAACGAAUGGCACGAUGAUCGCGAGACGAUGCGGGCCGAUCUUCGCGAAUUUAACUCAAUUUGCCAAAUGCUGUCUAUACUAGAUGGCAUUUUUCGUCCGUGAUGCUUGAUUUUGCUUGAAAUUUUUUAUUUGCGUUAACGUUUAGCUAGCGGCAAUCGCAGACAAGAGCUUUCAAAACAGAGCCCCAAUUUCGUUCGUUUGAGUUGUUAUUCUAAAAAUAUUUCAAUUUUGAUUUCUGAGGUCCAACGAAUGCGCUAUUUAUCAAUAUGCACUUCAGUUAUCUGUGAUUUUCGAUCAGUUAAUAUGAAUAACUGCGUUUUCCAAUGAAGAAACCC